Cryptococcus wingfieldii CBS 7118 is the source of this 576-nucleotide messenger RNA. RefSeq names its product transcription initiation factor TFIID subunit 9/adenylate kinase. The transcript is spliced from 3 exons. The record is from RefSeq and is a predicted model, not a curated record. NCBI's taxonomy places the organism in Eukaryota, Fungi, Basidiomycota, Tremellomycetes, Tremellales, Cryptococcaceae. Gene Ontology annotation, cellular component: cytoplasm; nucleus. Gene Ontology annotation, molecular function: ATP hydrolysis activity; AMP kinase activity; ATP binding. Bases 1 to 576 code for a protein of 191 amino acids.
AUGACUACCCACCACCCCCGCACCCUGCCCGUCAUCCUCAUCACCGGCACCCCCGGUACCGGCAAAACCCUCCACUCCCAGCUCGUCGUCAACGAACUGACAGAAGACGGUACACCGAUGAAGCACUUGAAUAUCGGCGAUAUCGUCAAGGAGCACGGGUUCCAUGAGGGGUGGGAUGAAGAGUGGAAUUGUUGGGUGGUAGAUGAAGAGAGGUUGUUGGAUUGGAUGGAGGAGGUUGUCAACCCGAGAGAUGGGCCUGCGCAGACUGGUUUCGUCAUUGACCACCACGACCCGUCUCUGUUCCCUGAAAGAUGGGUCGACUUGGCCGUCGUCCUCACAUGCGACAACUCCAUCCUGCAUGACCGACUGACUUCAAGAAACUACCCCGAGAAGAAGAUUACCGAGAACGUCACUGCCGAGAUCAUGAUGACCUGCAUCAACGAGACGCGAGAGUCUUAUGCUGAAGAGAUUGUCGUCGAGUUAAAAAGUGAGGGCCAGUCGGAUGGGGAGGUGGAUGAGAAUGUGGGGAGGAUAGCGCAGUGGGCUGUGAACUGGAAGAAGGACCAGCAGGAAUAG